Molecule: messenger RNA, 2177 nt
Organism: Lineus longissimus
Lineage: Eukaryota; Metazoa; Nemertea; Pilidiophora; Heteronemertea; Lineidae
Product: 2-Hydroxyacid oxidase 1-like
Exons: 7
Coding region: 918-2024 (368 amino acids)
Biological process (GO): fatty acid alpha-oxidation
Cellular component (GO): peroxisome
Molecular function (GO): oxidoreductase activity; FMN binding
Source: RefSeq, a predicted model, not a curated record
AAAAUUUUAAUGUCAAUAGUUAUUUGAAAUGAUAGUUUGAACAUAUAUACUAAAGUGUAAAAGUCUUGAGAAAUUUAUCAUGACAAUCCGACCUUCACGGUAAGUUCACCCUUCCACAGAAUGCGGAUAUAUCAAUUGACUGACUUGUCAUAUGAUAUUGAUGAUAGAUAUCUUCGGGCCUUCUUAAAUUUGCCGUUUUCUCGAACUUAGGCGGGAUAAAACAGGCCUUGGUCCUGUUUAGUCUAAACAAGGGAGCAUUGGGCCUGUUUACACUCGAUUGGCAGGAAUUGUUGCUCAAUCUGCUUCUACACUCCGGACGUGGACCGGCCUCGUUGGGGCCUGUCGCUCGGAUAGGACCAAGGAAGUUUUAAAUUUUCUAUAUUCAAUAAGGCUAAACUUUAGAAUCCCCGAUCGGAAAUGACAUAGUUUGAUCGCAUUCAACUAUAAAUCCAUUGAACAGUGGUGCUUGGUUAGUCAACCGAUGACCUUUUUUUGGGGUGGGAUCGGGGAUUGUAAACUCGUUCCUUAAAUAAUUCUCCAUGUUCAAACCCAGUUCGUGAGACUAUUGUGACAUAGGUAUAAAGAGAUGAGUGCUUGUGCCUACUGAUUGACAGUGGCAUUGUCAUAGGAGCAAGUCUUUGUGUUUAACAAAAAAAAACAAAAAAACAAAAACAAAAAACAAAAACAAAAACAACUUGUUCCUAUCCAAGUUACAAGUUCAAUUAGUUGGGACGCAAUAAUAUAGACGUCACAUCACGAUUUAGAUAAUGUCGACCUACAUGUAAAUGUGGACCAGUGCAUUUUUAUUGCGCCCAUUCCCGCAUAUAGGCCUUACACUAUCGACAUGUCCAAUCUCUAGGCUUACUUGGUUUAUCUAAUAGCAUUGUAUAGGUCUAUACUUAAAGAUACUCAUUAAAAUGGCUGAUAAGCGGUUCGUCUGUAUUGGGGACUUUGAGGAAUAUGCGGCCACCCAUCUUCCAUCCGUCAGCAGGGUCUACACCAACCAUGGCGCCGACGAUGAAGUGACAAUGCGGGACAACGUCGAAGCAUUCAGAAGAUGGCGCCUCCGACCAAGAGUACUGGUCGAUGUUUCAAAGAGGACCACCAAAACCACGGUGCUUGGGCAUGCUAUAGACUUCCCCGUGUGUGUGGCACCGACCGGUUUCCAACGACUAGCCCAUCCAGACGGAGAAGUAGCCGUUGCGAAGGCCGCCGCUGACAUGAACACGAUCUACGUCAUGAGUUCAGGUGCGACGAGUAGCAUCGAAGAGGUGACCGCCGAGGCCCCCAACGGAGUAAAGUGGCUCCAACUAUACAUUCCCGAGGACAGGCGUUUGACGGAGCAGAUGAUCAGACGCGCAGAAAAGGCGGGCUUCUCUGCACUUGUGUUUACAGUGGAUUUACCACAGCUUGGCAAAAGGAGGGAAUCUUGUCGUAAGCCUUUUGAGAUCCCGCCGCAUCUCAAGUUGGGGAACUUUGGGGACAGCAUUGAUAAGGGGCUCAACGACGACCUUCAAGGCUACGGAGUUCCAACAGCUAAAGGGGAACAAUUUCAGGAUAACCUAACCUGGAAAGAUGUUGAUUGGCUAAGAUCCUUCUCCAAGCUACCAAUCAUGGCCAAGGGAAUAAUGACGGCAGAGGACGCGGAGCUGGCAGUGGAACAUGGAGUGUCGGCCAUCUUUGUUUCCAAUCAUGGCGGGAGGCAGCUAGAUGGCUGCCUGGCAACAAUAGACGUCCUCCCAGAGAUAGUGCAAGCUGUCAAAGGUCGCGUGGAGAUCUAUCUAGACGGAGGUGUGCGGACAGGGACCGACGUCCUGAAAGCACUUGCACUUGGCGCCAAAGCAGUCUUUUUGGGUCGUCCCAUUGUCUGGGGUUUGUCUUACAACGGCUAUGAAGGUGUAAGGAAGGUGCUUUCCAUCAUGAAGGAAGAGUUCAACUUGGCUUUAGCUCUGACAGGUUGCACUGGUCCGGCGAAUAUACGACCGUCACUGGUCGUGAGAGACUGUAGAUGUUCAAGGUUGUGAAAGGAAUUUGUUACCAGAAAAAAUGGAUUGACAAUAAUUGCCGGAAGAAAAGUGUCCGGGGGAUAUAUAUAACAUGUAUACUCGGACCCGUGUAGAUAUCACACUUUCACAUGUCAGAAAAAUAGAAAAAAGCAAUAAAAAUUGUGGUCUAAA